CCUGCGCAGUGUCAGGCGCUGGGAAGGAGCGCCCUUCUAGGAGAGGGGUUGGCUGCGGGAGCCGGGGGUUGGUGCUGCGCUUGUCUCUGCUUGCAGUCCUGCCGAGGAAGCCGGUGCUUCCUUCUUUUCUUCCGGCGAAGAGUGUGUGUGUAGCUGACAUGCCUAUGCCCGCUCCCAGCCCCAACCUGAAAAGCACCUUCUCCUUCAAGAAGAAGCUUGUAUCUUCUGAGAGCCUUUCCUGCCUCUUCCUGUGAGCUCUUUGUGUUUCCUCAGCAUCUCAUGCUAUAGCUCAAUGUUUGGGAUGUGGUAAUGCAAGCCAGACUUCUCAGAGCCCUGGCCGGAUCUCACCGUAUAUUGUCAAAAGCCCAUCAGUGCCAAAGACUUGUUCAUCUAACGUUAGAACCACUUAAGGAAUUUGAAAAUGCAACAUGCAGCACACUGACAAUGCAUCAAAACUGGGAUUUGUUCUUUCCUGAUAUUGCAGCUGGUGGUUUGAAUAAGUCUCAGAUCCUGGAAACGAACCAGAAAAUAUCAAAUACAAGCACAGUCUCUCCAUUAAAUGCUACGCAUUGCCAGUAUGAAAAAGCGCACUCUCCAACCAUGAACUCAUUUGGUACUCACAGGAAAGUGACCCACAAACCAAAUCUAUUGGGUCCUAAAUGGUUUAUAAAAAUAUUAAAGAGGCAUCAUUCAUCUAUAUCAACUGAAACAUUUGUUCCUAAACAAGACUUUCCGCAGAUCAAGAGACCACUGAAAGCAUCCAGGACCAGGCAGCCAUCCAGGACCAACCUUCCAGUUCUGUCUGUGAACGAGGACCUGAUGCACUGCACAGCAUUUGCAACGGCAGAUGAAUAUCACCUGGGAAAUCUGUCUCAAGAUCUGACCUCCCACGGACUUGUUGAAAUAACAAGCUUGCCUAGAGAUGCAGCAAAUAUUUUGGUGAUGGGUGUGGAAAAUUCUGCAAAAGAAGGUGAUCCUGGAACAAUAUUCUUCUUUAGGGAAGGUGCUGCUGUGUUUUGGAAUGUGAAAGACAAAACUAUGACGCGUGUCAUGCAAGUUCUAGAAAAACAUGAGAUUCAGCCCUAUGAAAUUGCACUGGUACACUGGGAAAAUGAAGAACUUAACUACAUAAAAACAGAGGGGCAGUCAAAACUUCACAGAGGGGAAAUCAAGUUAAAUUCGGAGUUGGAUUUAGAUGAUGCCAUUCUAGAGAAAUUUGCUUUCUCCAAUGCUCUCUGCCUUUCAGUGAAACUGGCUAUUUGGGAAGCAUCACUGGAUAAAUUUAUUGAAUCUAUUCAGUCAAUUCCAGAGGCUUUAAAAGCUGGGAAGAAAGUGAAACUAUCUCAUGAAGAAGUCAUGCAGAAAUUGGGUGAACUCUUUGCCCUAAGGCACCGUAUAAACUUGAGUUCCGACUUCUUGAUUACUCCUGAUUUCUACUGGGACAGAGAAAACCUGGAAGAACUUUAUGAUAAAACUUGCCAGUUCCUUAGCAUUACCCGAAGAGUUAAGGUCAUGAAUGAAAAACUUCAGCACUGUAUGGAACUAACAGAUCUGAUGCGGAAUCAUCUGAAUGAGAAGAGGGCGCUCCGCUUGGAGUGGAUGAUCGUCAUCCUCAUCACUAUAGAGGUAAUGUUUGAGCUGGGACGAGUAUUUUUCUGACCAAGUGAUAACCAAAGUGUCACUGCAAGAGAUGUUCAAGUUCUGCAGUCAAAAAUAAAUUUUCACUAUUGGGUGACCUUUUA
Molecule: messenger RNA, 1742 nt
Organism: Lemur catta (Ring-tailed lemur)
Lineage: Eukaryota; Metazoa; Chordata; Mammalia; Primates; Lemuridae
Gene: RMND1
Product: required for meiotic nuclear division 1 homolog
Exons: 13
Coding region: 310-1659 (449 amino acids)
Biological process (GO): positive regulation of mitochondrial translation
Source: RefSeq, a predicted model, not a curated record